UUCAGGCGCUGUUUGGGAAACCGCGUCAAACACCCGCCAGUUUGAAACCUGGAGAAGCGGCGAAUGUGUUGGAAAUAACUUCAUCGCAGAUAUGUCACAGAACGAUGCGUUAAAUGAUGAUGACCUUGAGAAAUCCGGGGAAUCACUCAUUGAUUUCAUCAAGAGCAGUAAGGCAGAGAGUGCACUUCAAGGAGCGAGAGAGAAGCUGCAGGAGUUCUUUGUCCAUCACAUCAAGACCAAGAAGACCACAACCGAGAUCUUAAAUAGUCUUGUGCAUGCAAAGGAGGUGGUCAGCCAGAAACUGCUACAUUUAGAGGGGCAGAAGACCCAGAUGAUGCAGGAGAUCGAGAGAAUGGAACAGGAAGUUCAGAGAAGCCUGUCCAAAAGUCACACCCUGAACUCAGAGCAGGAAUUCUUACAGCGAGAGUUGGAAAGACUUCGAGAUGCUGAGCAAGAAAUUCAAACCCUGCAACAGGAAGUGGAUGAGGACACAACUGAGGUCAUUCCUUCAGUCAUAUAUGUUGCUCAGCUCUACUUCAAAGUUACCAAGAUAAAGCUGGAGGUCGACACUGAGCCACACAUACUGAGGGGAGUUUCCUAUGGUGCUGAUGUGGUUACCCCUAUCAACAUAGACACAUCCGUCCGUUCCUCCUGUGAUGUCAGUGAUGAGCUAUGGAGCCUGGUUAAUACCGAGUGGUAGACCCUGUACACACAUAAUCACUUUUAGUCCCGAAAUGUUAGCCAAAAACAUCUGUCUGUUGUUUAUAUAUAUAUAUAUAUGUGUGUGUGUGUGUGUGUGUGUGUGUGUGUGUGUGUGUGUGUGUGUGUGUGUGUGUGUGUACAGAUGUGUUUUGUAUGUUUGUUAAUAAAUUGGACUCACAUGCUACUUUUGAGUCACACCACAAGAUGUCACUAUACAUUUAAAAGUAUCUCUCCCAUGCUGAAAAUUCCCUUUUUACAUUCCUGGAAUAGCAUUUUGUGAGUAUUUUGAUAUUAGGCUCCCCUGCAAUUUCCACAGAGGAAUAAAUCUGAUCCUCUGAAACAGUGAAACAAUUAGUUGCAAACGGUUUUAUACAGUAUAAGUAAAAACAUAGUAUAUUCAAAUGAAAUAUAUUAAUGUUAAUACUAUUAAUCCUGUUUUGCUCUUGGUGUGAAUAGAUUUGCUCAUUGGCAAUUCAUUUCACUUUUUCGUUUCAUUCCUAGUGUGUUUAAGCCUAAAAGUACUUUUCAUUUUUGCUGGCUAGCAGCAUGGAAGUCAUAUUAAAGCAAUAUUCCAGGUUGAAAACAAGUUAAGGUCAAUCGACAGCAUUUGUGGCAUAAUGUUACCACAAACAUUAAUUUUGAAUUAUUAAUGAAUUAAUGAAAUUAAUUAAUGAAUCUUUCUUUUUUUAAAGUGAGGUACUUGCAAUGGAAGUUAAUGGGAGCCAGUUAUUAAACGUUAAAAUACUCACUGGUUCUCACUGUUUUGUGUGUUAACAUGAUUUUAGUGUGAUAAAACCGCUUGCUAAUCUUUUCUGUGUAAAGAUAUAUCCAAUUUUACAACAUCUUCGCCAUGACGAUGAAAUGCCGUGAACCCUAAAACAACGAUUUAAACAACUUUACAGUUCAAAUAAUACACAAGUUUUAAGAGCAGAAUUAAUGGAGGUGCUUUUAUAAAAUUAUAAGCUUCACAUUUCUGCCUUUAAAUCCUCCAGAAAUUGGCCCCAUUUACUUCCAUUGUAAGUGCCUCACUGUAGCCUUGAUUUUUGCUUUUUUUUAAAGAAAAGGAGGGAUGAGUCAAAAAUAUGUUUUUGUGGUAAUCAACAUUAAGCCACAAAUGCUGUCGACUGAGCUUAACUUGUAUCGAACAUGGAAUGAUUUAUUGGCUUGAUUUGAGUCAGUGCCUCAAGUCUAAAAUCUGAUUCACCACUGGACACCUAAAAAGUGGAAACUGUCCUGAAAUAUAUGAUACUGUGAAUUUUUAUAAAAUGUAGUGAAGUGAGAAGCGCUGGUCAUGAUCCUGGUAGAUACAUUAAAUACAUUUAUUUUAUAAUAUUAAUGUUCAUUUUAUAUAACAUAUGACAACAAUGAAUAUGGAUAUUCAGCUUAGUUAUCCCAUCAUUAUUGCGUGACCAAUUUAACCUUUGCUUGUCUAACUUCAUAAAUGAGUCACACAAUAACCUAGUUUCUGAGAUGCAGAGACUAGCUGUUUCAAUUUUGAUAAACAUCCGGACUGGCACGAGCGAAUGACCUUUUUCUGCAGGUUUUUUUUUUUUUUUUUUUUGCAAAGACAGAGCAGUGAGAAAAUGCUAUGUGUGGCUCAUGCCCUGUGAAAUGUCAAAACCGCAUUGAAUAUAGUUUAGUUUAUGCCUGGUUAACAUGUGGUGUGAUUGUAGCAACUGGAAAUCAGCUCAACUCACUUCUCGAGCUUUUCUUUACAGUUUGAUUUGUGCAUUUGUGGUUUUAAAGCUCACCACAAUUUUUCAGAAGUAUUUGCUCAUAACGUAGUAGAUAAAGUUUCCACUGCAUUUGUUGAAAACUUUUCAUAUUUGAUGAGAAAUGUAAAGUGUGCCAAAGCUAAAAUAUAAUGUAUAGAAGUCAUUUGUUCUAGCACAAACAAAUCAACACCACUUUUGCUGCAGUUAAACAAAAAAAAAAAGAAUUCUCACAAACUGCAAAACAUUCAAGAAAAACAACUUUAAUUAAUGCACAUAUAAAAAUGUUUAUAAGGCUCAUAAGGAUAAAAUACAUUUAAACAAAUGCUAAUGCAUUCGGUUUUCAGAACAAAGACAGACAUAGUUUUUACAGAAAUAAAAUAUUGCCAGAAGAUCAGUGCUGUUUUUUUUUUU
Messenger RNA from Myxocyprinus asiaticus (Chinese sucker), 2828 nucleotides. RefSeq names its product kinetochore protein Spc24-like. The transcript has 6 exons. The record is from RefSeq and is a predicted model, not a curated record. The coding region runs from base 92 to 700 and encodes 202 amino acids. Lineage: Eukaryota; Metazoa; Chordata; Actinopteri; Cypriniformes; Catostomidae.